UCACUAGUACACACACACACCUCCCUACCAUGGUUACCAUGGAAACAGUCAAACGUUUCCCUCUACAGAGCCUUUUGAUUGACUUCCUGAUUCCUCUCUCUCUCUCUGACUCUGGUUCAUUCGUUUGUUGGAUUUGUUGGUGGUCUCCGGCUGACAGAGGGACAGACGACACUCGGGUCACUGUGGAUUCCUGAUGGCAGAUGAAGACUCACAGAGGGAACAGGCGUCCACUGUUCCCCCAGCAGGCAGCUCGGAUCCUGGGCAGAAGAGCAUGGACGACCCUGGUGGAGAGGAAGGGCAGGAGGAAGGAGCAGACGGAGUCUUCAUCAAACCCAGACCUCCUCAGCCGCUACGCCACAGAGAUAUGAUUGGCAGAGGACACCGGCGAAUCGGAGGUCAUCACCACAUCAGUUACGCAUCUCCGGCGGCGGCUGCUGCCUCCCCGACUGCUGGCGCCUCAGUGUGUCCCAUAAGGACGAUGCUGUCCAAUGAGGCGAAGAGGGAGAUGGCGAAGCAGGUGAGAGCCAUGAGGGAGGAGAGACGAGGGACGCUGGACGCCCGACACAAAUACCUGAUCAGCAUGCUGGCGUUCUCCACCAGCCUGGCGGACACGGAGGUGGAGGACGCCAUCAUCUUUGAUGACAAGUUCAGUCUCAUCAACGACUUCUUUGCAGCGAACGGAUCCAGGACGCUGAUUUUCUUCUAUCUGAAUGUGAAGCAGAACUUGUCCUCCUGUCCGUCCUUGUCCGCGGACAUGGCGGCCCCAGCUGUGGCUCACAGGAAACUCUUCAUCACUACAGGGAGCUCUGAGGAGCUGCCGGGGAAGUGUCUGUUCUUCCUGAGAAUCACCGACAAGGCCAUAACCACCGCCAACAUCCACCAGGAGGUGAACUUCGGCAAGUUGGACAGUCGGAACGGCAGCUUCCUGCACGACUUUGAAACUGUCUUCGCUCACGUCAUGUUACCAGCCCUCAGGUCAAAGCAGACGUGGGGCAGCGCGUCCGGCACGGAGGUCCAGUCCUUCCUGACGUCCGUGGAACAGUUCGUGGGUAAUCUGAGCUCGGCCAGGCUCCUCUUGGAGAGCAAGUUCCAGCUGGGGCGGGUCGACCUCCCCGAGGCCAUGGAGCAGCUGAGCAGCCCCGCGGACUACAUCGACGCAGCCAAUAACAGUGAGCUGGUGGAGCGUCUGGAGGGCGUGGUCUCAAUGUGGACCAAUCAGAUCAAGCGGGCGCUGAUGGCGAGCGAGCAGAUCAGAAAGGAGGCGGACGACGUGUUGCCGUCGGCGGAGCUGGAGCACUGGAAGAGACGCAUGGUCACGUUCAACAGUCUGAUGGAGGAGUUGAAGCGUCCUCAGGUGAAAAGGACUCUGGGAAUUCUGCAGUUUGCCAAGUCCCGGACGUUGCGAGCCUGGAAAGAGCUGGAUGGAGAAAUCACCGUCGUGGCUAACGAGGCCAAAGACAACGUGAAUUACCUGUACACCCUGGACAAGUUCCUCGGGCCGCUGGGGAAAUGCACUCCGGCAGGUUUGCUGGAGCACAUCCCCGGGCUGAUGAUCAGCAUCAAGAUGAUCUACACCAUCUCUCAGUACUACAACACCGCCGAGAGGAUGACCUCUCUGCUGCUCAAGGUCACCAACCAGAUGAUCAGCACCUGCAGGAGCUACCUGUUGCAGGGCGUGGCCCGCAUCUGGGACCACAGCAGGCCCGAGCUGCUGCAGCGUAUCUCCGAGUGCUGUCAUCUGAACGACCAGUACCAGAGGAGCUUCCAGUCCGUCAGAGACCAGCUGAAAGAAAACCCUGAAAACAGGCAGUUUGACUUCAGCGAAAACUACAUCUUUGGGAAGUUCGACGCUUUCUGCAGGCGUCUGGAGAAGAUCGCUGACAUGGCGUCGACGCUGGAGGAUCUGGCUGAUCUGCAACACAUGAAGGUGGAAGGUGUCGGCAGGAUUUACUCUCGCUACCAGACCCUCGUCUCCACAACCAAGUCCAAGACCUACGACAUCCUGGACCACCGCAAGCUUGAGUUUGACAAAGACUACGCAGACUUCCAGCUCCAGGUUCAGGCUUUGUUCCAGUCUCUUCAGUCUCUGCUGGACUCCUGGUUUCAAAAGUCUCUCACUACGGAGCGGAUGCUGGAGCUGCUGGCGGUGUUCGAGUCCGGUCCGGCGGCUCGUCUGGACCUGAAGCAGAACUACCUGCAGCUGCUGCAGCGCUACAGUCAAGAGCUGGAGCUGAUCAGGAAGACGUACGACAGUCAGAAAGACCGGCCGCACAUCGGUCGCCACCAGCCUCCGGUGGCAGGCAGGAUCCUGUGGUGUCGUCUCCUUUUCCGGAGGAUUGAAGCCCCCAUGUUGACUUUGAAGAAGAAGCUCGAUGACCUCAAGGGACCGGAGAUGACCAAAGUGAUCCGCAGCUACAACAAGAUGGCGGUGGUUUUGCUGCAGUACGAAGCUCAGCACCUGCGAGUGUGGAUUGAGGCUGCAGAGAGCGCACCGCACCUCCUGAACGUCACCCUGCUGGUCCGGCAUAAAAACCGCAAGGGGGUUUUCGUGAACCUGGACCCUUUGGUGCGGGACGUCCUGGAGGAGGGUCGCUGGAUGGCCAAACUGGGCGUGGCCGUGCCAAAAGCCAUCAUGAAGAUGGCCGCCAGUGAAGCGCAGCUCAAAGCGCUGAACAACCAGCUGCAGGAGCUGCUCCAGGACUACGACUCGGUGGUGGGCAAGAUCCCGACUCUUCUCCUGCCUCUGAUGCAGCCGUUCAUCCGCCGGGUGGAGGCGGCGCUCUCCCCCGGGCUCACCACGCUGUCCUGGACCGCCCUCAAUACUGACGGAUUUGUAGACAGUGUGUACGUGGCCCUGAAAGAACUGGAGCAGGUCUCCAAAGCUGCCACAGAUCUGCUGGAGUGUCGCAUCGGUCGGCUGCUGCAGGACAUGUCGUCCUGCCACCUGCAGGACCUGCCGGAAGACUCGCCCGUCUCGCCCCAGGACCUCCUGCUGCAGACGGAGGCGUCGGUCAAGGAAGCCGCUGCCACUCUGAGCUGGCAGAGUCAGCAGGUAGAGAAGUAUUUGUUUGAGCUGGUUGAGGAGGUGAAGAAGAAGAUGAAGCCCACAGAGACUGUUAACCUGGAGGGAUCGUUCCAGUGUCUCCAUCCAGACUCCAUCCAGAAGACUCGCUGUCAGUCUUGUCUCCCGUGUGAUUUCUACACCCUGAUGGGUCAACUCUGUAAUCUCAACACCGAAGCCCUGGUCAAAGCCACCAAGUCCUGCCUGGACGCCCUGAAGAGGAGACUCCACGUCCUCAAAUACCAGCCGUCCUCCUCCUCCUACUCCUCGUACUCCUGCAGCAGCCAGUCGGCGGCGCCUCCUCUCUUCAGAGCCUCCAUCCAGCUCGCCAUCCCCAACAUCGUGCUCAGACCCAGUCUGGACAACAUUCAGAACACAGUCAAUGAGCUGGUGGGCGACGUGUUGUCCGUGACCAAAGACGUCCCUCUGUGGAACUACUCCUACCUGCAGUACAAACAGCAGCAGGUGGAGCAGGCGGCGGGUCGCGACGCGGGCGACGACCUCCCGGUGAAGACGCGGGCGCUGAAGCCUCUGGACAAACAGCUGGUAGAGCACAAAGAUAUCGCCAAGUUGGUGAUCGACCUGAACUCCAUCGUGUCGUCUCUGAGGGACCAGGCUGCCGAGACGCUGGACGAACUCCCGCACUUCUCCAAUCUGUGGAACCAGGACCCGGAGGAGCAGGUGCAGACCUUCCUGCAGUCCAACCCGUCCGUGACAGAGUUCUGUGCUCAGAUCUCCUUCUACUCCAAGCUGGAGGUGCAGAUUUCGGAGCUGCCGGCGUUCUGCACGGUGGGUUCGGUCCUCCUCGACACCGACGAGCUGAAGCUGUCCCUCACUCAGGAGUGUAACGUCUGGAAACGCUCCUUCGGCGCUGCGCUCAACCGCCGGGCGACCGCCGACCUGGACAGCGUCUUCACGUUCAUGGACGGGAUGACGAAGCGCCUGCAUCGUCCAAUCGAAGACCUGGAGGACGUCCGAGACGCCAUGGCCGCGCUCAAAGAGGUCCGAGAGGCGGAGUUUCGCAUCGACUCCACCAUCGGUCUGGUGGAGGAAUCCUUCGCUCUGCUCAACAAGCACGAGCUGCUGUUCAACGACGGCAACGCCGAGCGCGUGGACGGACUGACGUACGCCUGGCACAACCUCAACGAGCUGGUGGUAGAGAACCAGAACACUCUGGUGGAGAUCCAGCCCAGCAUGAAGGCCGACCUGCUGUCUGAAGUGCAGAGCUUCCAGAGCGACGUUCACCACUUCUGCACAGAGUUCAACCACAGGGGUCCGGGCGUGGAGGGCGUGGCUCCGGCUGAGGCCAGUGAGCGGCUGCAGAGUUUCCAGGCGGAGUUCGAUCAGCUGUGGAGGAAAUACAUCACCUACUCAGGGGGGGAGGAGCUGUUCGGUCUCCGUGUCAAAGAGUAUCCGGAGCUGCAGCGGAUCAAGCGGGAACUCUCUCUGCUGUCCAAACUUUACGGUUUGUACAACGCAGUCAUCGACAGCGUCACCGGCUACAAUGAAAUCCUGUGGGCCGACCUCGACAUCGAAAAGAUCAACAACGAGCUGCAGGAGUUCCAGAACAGGAUCAGGAAGCUUCCGAAGGCGUUGAAGGAGUGGCGAGCCUUCGGAGAUCUGAAGAAAACCAUCGAUGACUUCACUGAGACCUGCCCUCUGCUCAACAUGAUGGCCAACAAGGCGAUGCUGCGCAGACACUGGACUCGUCUCAGUGACUUGACGGGCCACAGUUUCCAGGUGGAGUCCGAGAGUUUCGCCCUCAGGAACAUCAUGGAGGCGCCGCUGCUGAAGAACAAAGAGGACGUGGAGGACGUUUGCAUCAGCGCCGUGAAGGAGAAGGACAUCGAGGCCAAGCUGAAGGAGGUCGUGGUCGAGUGGAGCGCCCAGACGCUCACCUUCGCCACCUUCAGGACCAGAGGAGAACUGCUGCUGAGAGGAGCCGACACCGCGGAGAAAGUCUCCAUGAUGGAGGACAGCCUGAUGGUGCUGACGUCGCUGCUGAGCAACAGGUACAAUGUCCCGUUCAAACCGUCCAUCCAGCAGUGGGUCCUGCAACUGUCCAACACGUCUGAGAUCAUCGAGAAGUGGCUGUCGGUUCAAAACCUCUGGAUCUACCUGGAGGCGGUGUUCGUGGGCGGAGACAUCGCCAAGCAGCUGCCCAAGGAGGCCAAACGUUUCCAGAACAUCGACAAGUCGUGGCAGAGGAUCAUGCAGCGGGCGCACGAGAUUCCCAACGUGGUGCAGUGCUGCAUGGGAGACGAGACGCUCAGCCAGCUGCUGCCCGUCCUGCUGGAGCAGCUGGAGCUCUGUCAGAAAUCUCUGUCCGGUUACCUGGAGAAGAAGCGGCUGGUGUUUCCUCGCUUCUUCUUUGUGUCCGACCCCGCCCUGCUGGAGGUUCUGGGUCAGGCGUCCGACUCGCACACCAUUCAGGCUCAUCUGCUCAGUCUGUUUGACAACGUGAACUCAGUGGUUUUCAACGAGAAAGUCUACGACCAGAUCGUCUGUUUUCAGUCUCAGGAAGGAGAAACUGUGGAGCUGAGCCAGAGCAUCCUGGCACAGGGGAACGUGGAGGUGUGGCUCGGACUGCUGCUCGCCGGGGUGAUGCAGACCAUCCAUAACAUCAUCCGUCAGGCCUACCAGGCCAUCAGCGACCCGGACCUGAAGCUGCUGGAGUUCCAGGCGGCGUUUCCAGCUCAGAUCGGCCUGCUGGGAAUCCAAAUGAUCUGGACCAGGGAUGCAGAAGAAGCACUCAGCCUCAGCAAGUCUGACAAGAAGAUCAUGCAGACAACCAAUCAGAAGUUCCUGGACAUCCUCAACGAGCUGAUCGACAUGACGACGAGGGAGCUGACCAGGAAUGAGAGGACCCAGUACGAGACGCUCAUCACCAUCCACGUCCACCAGAGAGACAUCUUUGACGAGCUGGUGCGUCUGCACGUGCGAUCCACGUCGGACUUCGAGUGGAAGAAACAGUCACGGUUUUACUUUGUGGAGGACACGGACAAAUGUAUCAUCCAAAUCACAGAUGUGGAGUUCAGCUACUGCAACGAAUACCUGGGCUGCACAGACCGACUGGUCAUCACCCCGCUGACGGACAGGUGUUACAUCACUCUGUCCCAGGCCCUGGGGAUGAGUAUGGGCGGAGCUCCGGCUGGUCCGGCAGGAACAGGUAAGACGGAGACCACGAAGGACAUGGGUCGCUGUCUGGGGAAGUAUGUGGUGGUGUUCAACUGUUCGGACCAGAUGGACUACAGAGGACUGGGACGCAUUUACAAAGGUCUGGCUCAGUGCGGAGCCUGGGGCUGCUUUGAUGAAUUCAACCGCAUCGAGCUGCCGGUCCUGUCCGUCGCUGCCCAGCAGAUCUACAUCGUCCUGCAGUGCAAGAAGAACAAGAAGACACAGUUUGUCUUCACAGACGGGGACAUUGUUGACAUGGACCCUGAGUUUGGCAUCUUCCUCACCAUGAACCCUGGAUACGCCGGUCGCCAGGAGCUGCCCGAGAACCUGAAGAUUCAGUUCCGGACGGUAGCCAUGAUGGUCCCGGACCGAGCCAUCAUCAUGAGGGUCAAACUGGCCAGUGCAGGUUUUCGUGAGAACCAGGUUCUCAGCAGGAAGUUCUUCACCCUCUACAAACUGUGUGAGGAGCAGCUCUCCAAACAGGUCCAUUACGAUUUUGGCCUGAGGAAUAUUUUGUCGGUUCUGAGGACGCUGGGAUCCGUGAAGAGAUCCAACCCGACGGAAGCCGAGAAGACGGUGGUGAUGAGGGUCCUGAGAGACAUGAACCUCUCCAAACUGGUGGACGAGGACGAGCCGCUGUUCAUGAGUCUGAUCAAUGAUCUGUUUCCUGGUAUCGUUCUGGAUAAGGCGGGCUAUGCGGACUUGGAGGCGUCCAUCUUCGGUCAGGCCCAAAAGGCCGGUUUGAUUGCUCACCCACCCUGGAUCCUCAAACUGGUCCAGCUCUACGAGACGCAGAUGGUCCGACACGGUAUGAUGACGCUGGGUCCCAGCGGCGCGGGGAAGACGGCCUGCAUCCACACACUGAUGAAGGCCAUGACGGAGUGCGGCACCCCGCACCGAGAGAUGAGGAUGAAUCCCAAAGCCAUCACGGCCUCGCAGAUGUUCGGCGCGCUAGACGUCACCACCAACGACUGGACCGACGGCAUCUUCUCCACACUGUGGAGGAAGACGCUCAAGGGCAAGAAGGGGGAAUUCAUCUGGAUUGUGCUGGAUGGUCCAGUCGAUGCCAUCUGGAUCGAGAAUCUGAACUCGGUUCUGGACGACAACAAAACUCUUACGCUGGCCAACGGAGACCGAAUCCCCAUGGCUCCCUGCUGCAAGGUUGUCUUUGAGCCCCACAACAUCGACAACGCCUCCCCGGCUACGGUGUCCAGGAACGGGAUGGUGUUCAUGAGCUCGUCUGUGCUCGGCUGGAGCCCCAUCCUGCAGCCCUGGUUACAGACGCUACCGGACCAGCAGGCCGAAGCCCUGAGACACUGGUUCGACUCCAGCUACCAGGACCUGCUGGACUUCCUCUUCACCACCACGUCUCCGAAGAUGCAGGUGCUGGAGUGCAUGUACAUCAGACAGACUGUGGACCUGCUGAAGGGUUUGCUCCCGUCUGCAGAGGAGAAGCAGGGUUGCCCCGGAGAGGUGGGUCGACUGUUUGUGUUCGCGGUCAUGUGGUCUCUCGGUGCGCUGCUGGAGCUGGAAGACAGAGCCAAGAUGGAGGCCUUCCUGAAGAAACACAGAUCGUCUCUGGACCUGCCGCGCACUCAGGACGACGAGACCAUCUUCGAGUUCACCGUCAGUGAGCAGGGACAGUGGGAGCACUGGUCCAACAAGGUCCCAGAGUAUCUCUACCCCAAAGACGAGGUCCCUGACUACUCGUCCAUCCUGGUUCCCAACGUGGACAACGUGAGGAUGGACUUCCUGAUGCAGACCAUCGUGAAGCAGAAGAAAGCCGUGCUGCUGAUCGGAGAGCAGGGAACCGCCAAGACCGUCAUGAUCAAAGGCUACACCAAUAAGCUCGACCCGGAGUUCCACCUCAGUAAGACGCUCAACUUCUCGUCGGCCACGCUGCCCGGCAUGUUCCAGAGAACCAUCGAGAGCUACAUCGACAAGCGAAUGGGCGCCACCUACGGGCCGCCAGCUGGACGCAAGAUGACCGUCUUCAUAGACGACAUCAACAUGCCUAUCAUCAACGAAUGGGGAGACCAGAUAACCAAUGAGAUUGUGCGUCAGCUGAUGGAGCAGCGAGGUUUCUACAGUUUGGAUCGUCCAGGAGAGUUUAUCACCGUGGUCGACGUUCAGCUGGUGGCGGCCAUGAUCCACCCCGGCGGCGGUAGAAACGACAUCCCCGAGCGUCUGAAGAGGCAGUUCUCCAUCUUCAACUGCACCCUGCCCUCCAACUCCUCCAUCGAUAAGAUCUUUGGCACCUUGGCUCAGGGAUACUUCUGCCCAGAGAGAGACUUCGCCGACGAAAUCUGCAAACUCGCCGCCGCCUUCGUUCCCACCACCAGGCGGAUGUGGCAGGCCGUGAAGGCCAAGAUGUUACCGUCUCCUGCCAAGUUCCACUAUGUUUUCAACCUGAGGGAUCUCAGCAGAAUCUGGCAGGGGAUCCUGAUAGUGAAGGCUGAAGUGUGUCAGAGCCCGUCGCUCCUCUCCGCUCUCUUCCAUCAUGAAUGUGUCCGAGUGAUCGCCGACCGAUUCAUCGGCAGCAACGACCAACAGACCUUCGACAUCAUCAUGGAGAAGGCCACAGUGGAGGAUCAUGGGAGGGAGCUGAUUGAGCAUGCUCAGUGGGACAGCUGCUUCGUCGACUUCCUGCGUGAAGCUCCGGAGCCGACGGGGGAGGAGCCUGAAGACGCCGAUAUGGAUGCUCCGAAGGUAUACGAGCCGAUCCCGUCCUUGGACGUUCUGGCGGAGCGGCUGUCUGUCUUCCAGGAGCAGUAUAACGAGGCGGUGCGAGGCGGAGCAAUGGACCUGGUCUUCUUCAAGGACGCCAUGUUGCACCUGAUGCGCAUCUCCCGGAUCCUGCGGACGGCGCAGGGGAACGCCCUGCUGGUGGGCGUCGGGGGGUCGGGGAAGCAGAGUCUGACGAGGCUGGCGUCGUUCAUCGCCGGAUACGAAACCUUCCAGAUCAAGAUGACCAGGUCGUACAACUGCAGUAACCUGCUGGAAGAUCUGAAGUCCCUGUAUCGAAUCGCUGGUCAGCAGGGAAAAGGAGUCACGUUCCUCUUCACCGACAACGACAUAAAGGACGAAGCCUUCCUCGAGUACAUGAACAACGUCCUGGCGAGCGGUGAAGUCUCCAACCUGUUCGCUCGCGACGAGCUGGACGAGAUCACUCAGGAUCUGAUCCCUGUCAUGAAGCGGCAGCAGCCCCGCCGACCUCCGACCGCAGAAAACCUCUACGACUUCUUCCUGUCCCGGGUGCGGAGCAACCUCCACGUGGUCCUCUGCUUCUCGCCUGUCGGGGAGAAGUUUCGCACUCGCGCCAUGAAGUUCCCGGGCCUGAUCUCCGGCUGCACCGUGGACUGGUUCCAGCGCUGGCCCCGGGACGCCCUGAUCGCUGUGUCGCAUCACUUCCUGUCUCAGUACCAGGUCCUCCGCUGCACGGAGGACGUGAAGCAGAGCGUGGUGGUUACCAUGGGAACCUUCCAGGACUUCGUGGCAGAGAAAUGUACGGAGUACUUUGAGCGUUUCCGACGUCAAACGUUCGUGACGCCCAAAUCCUACCUGUCCUUCAUCGACAUCUACAAGAUCAUCUACGCCGAGAAGAUCGCCUACGUCGGGACGCUGGCUGAGCGCAUGAAGACAGGUCUGUGUAAACUGAUGGAGGCGGAGCAGUCGGUGUCCCAACUCUCCCAGGAGCUGGUGGUGAAGGAGCAAGAACUCGCCGUCGCCUCCGAGAAGGCGGAGGAAGUCCUGAAGGUGGUGAUGGCGAAGGCUACGGCAGCUGAAACGGUGAAGCAGCAGGUGCAGAAGGUGAAGGAUAAAGCUCAGCUCAUCGUCAACGUGAUCGAAGCCGAUAAAUUUGUGGCAGAGUCCAAACUGGAGGCUGCGAAACCAGCACUGAAGGCAGCUGAGGAUGCGCUGCAGACCAUCAAACCCGCCGACAUUGCCACCGUGCGGAAGCUGCAGAAGCCUCCUCAUCUCAUCAUGAGGAUCAUGGACUCCGUCGUGCUGCUGUUCCAGAGGAAGAUCGACACGGUUACCGCCGACCCCGAGCGACCGUGCCCGCGGCCCUCGUGGCCCGAGGCCAUGAAGCUGAUGCAGAACUCGAGCUUCCUCAGCAUGUUGCUCAACUUCAACAAGGACACCAUCACAGAGGAGAUGGUGGAGCUGCUCGGUCCCUACCUGGACAUGGAAGACUACAACAUGGACGCAGCCAAGAGGACCUGUGGCAACGUGGCUGGACUCUGCUCCUGGACUCUGGCCAUGAAGGACUUCUUCGGGAUCAACAAGGAAGUCCUGCCUCUGAAGGAUAACCUGGCCAAGCAGGAGGCUCAACUGCAGGAGGCUCAGAUGAAACUCGCCGAAGCUCAGGAGCAGCUGGACGCUAAACAGAAGGAGCUGGACGCCGUGCGGGCACUUUACGAUGCUGCCAUGAAGGAGAAGCAGGACCUGGAGGACGACGCCAUGGCCUGCCGCCGCAAGAUGUCCAACGCUACGGCUCUGAUUGACGGGCUGGGAGGAGAGAAGACGCGUUGGACAGACAGCGCCGCCGGGUUCCAGACGCAGAUCAAACACCUCGUAGGCGAUGUCCUUCUGGCCACGGGCUUCCUGUCCUACGCCGGCCCCUUUAACCAGGAGUACCGCAGCCUGCUGAUGGAGCUGUGGAAGAAGGAGAUGGAGGAGAAGCACAUCCCCUUCAGUCCGGACUUGAACGUGAUCGGUCUGCUGGUGGACAACGCCACAGUGAGCGAGUGGAACCUGCAGGGUUUACCCAGCGACGACCUGUCCAUCCAGAACGGCAUCGUGGUGACGAAGGCGUCACGCUACCCGCUGCUGAUAGACCCCCAGGGCCAGGGCAAGACCUGGAUCCAGAACAGAGAGAGAGAGCGGCAGCUGCAGAUGACGUCUCUCAACCAUAAAUAUUUCCGCACCCACCUGGAGGACAGUCUGUCUCUGGGGCGCCCCCUGCUGCUGGAGGAUGUAGGGGAGGAACUGGACCCGGUCCUGGACAACAUACUGGACAAAAACUACAUCAAGUCUGGCUCCACUUACAAAGUGAAGGUAGGAGAUAAGGAGGUGGAUGUGAUGAAGGGCUUCACGCUCUAUAUCACCACCAAGCUGGCCAACCCAGCGUACAGCCCCGAGGUCAGCGCCAGAACGUCCGUGGUCGACUUCACGGUCACGCAGCGAGGCCUGGAGGACCAGCUGCUGGGACGAGUCAUUCAGCUGGAGAAACAGGAGCUGGAGGCGGAGCGAGUGAAGCUCAUGGAGGAGGUGACGUCCAACAAGAGGAAGAUGCAGGAGCUGGAGGACAAUCUUCUGUACAGGCUGACCAGCACACAGGGAUCCCUGGUGGAGGACGAGUCUCUGAUCGAGGUGCUGGGGGUCACCAAGACCACCGCUCAGGAGGUGAGUGAGAAGCUGUCGGUGGCAGCGGAGACCGAGGUGAAGAUCAACCUGGCCAGGGAGGAGUACCGUCCGGUGGCCACAAGGGGGAGCAUCCUCUACUUCCUGAUCGUGGAGAUGUCGCUGGUGAACCUCAUGUACCAGACGUCGCUGAGCCAGUUCCUGGGGCUCUUCGACUCGUCCAUGCAGAACUCUACUAAGUCGCAGCUCACCUCCAAACGCAUCAGCAACAUCAUCAGCUUCCUCACCUUCCAGGUUUACUGUUACACAGCCAGAGGUCUGUACGAGGAGCACAAGCUGCUGUUCACGCUGCUGUUGGCCCUGAAGAUUGACCUGCAGGACCGAAACAUCUCGCACCCUGAGGUGCUCACCUUCCUCAAAGGCGGCGCCUCUCUUGAUCUGAACUCUGUAGAAGCGAAACCACGACGCUGGAUCCUGGAUCAAACCUGGCUCAAUCUGGUGCAGCUGUCCGACCUGCCUCCAUUCAACCAGAUCCUGACUCAGGUGAGCCAGAAUGAACGGUCCUGGAGGGCCUGGUUCGACAAUCUAGCGCCAGAGGACGCCACGCUGCCCGACGGUUACGGGGACAAGCUCGACACCUUCCGGAAGCUUCUGCUAAUCCGGAGCUGGUGUCCCGACCGAACCAUUGCUCAGGCGUGGCGCUACAUCUCAGAUUCACUGGGUCAACAGUACGCAGAAGGUUUGGUUCUGGACCUGGACGCCAUGUUGACAGAGAGCGACAGCAGAACGCCGAUGGUCUGUCUGCUGUCCAUGGGCUCCGACCCGACUGAGAACAUCGAGAGGCUGGCCAAGAACAAGGGGGUGCCGUGCCGGCCCAUCUCCAUGGGGCAGGGCCAGGAGAUACACGCUCGCAGGCUAUUGGCCACCAGCAUGGUGGACGGUGGCUGGCUCCUCCUCCAGAACUGCCACCUGGGACUGGAGUUCCUGGAUGAGCUGCUGGAGACGGUCACAGAUGCGGAGCAGGAGAACGUGCACGAGGGUUUCCGGGUGUGGCUGACGACUGACGUGCACCCCAAAUUCCCCAUCGCCUUCCUUCAGUCGUCCAUCAAGUUCACCAAUGAACCUCCUCUCGGUAUGAAAGCUGGUCUGAAGAGGACGUUCAGCGGUGUGACUCAGGAUCAGUUAGAGAUCAGUAACCGGCCCCAGUGGAAACCUCUGCUGUUCGCUAUCGCCUUCCUUCACACCACUGUUCAGGAGCGCCGCAAAUUCGGUCCUCUCGGCUGGAACAUCCCUUACGAGUUCAACCAGGCGGAUUUCACCUCCAGCAUCCAGUUCCUCCAGAACCACCUGGACGACCUGGACUUGAAGGCAGGAGUGAACUGGAGCUGCCUCCGCUACAUGCUGGGUGAGGUCCAGUAUGGCGGCCGGGUGACGGACGACCUGGACAAACAUCUCCUCAUCACCUUCACUCGUGUCUGGUUCGGCGAGAGCACGUUCGGCGACAGCUUCAACUUCUACAAGGGCUACACCAUCCCCGUCGAGCCCAAGACGGUGCAGGACGUCCUGCAUCACAUUGAGGCCCUGCCGCGGGUCGACACGCCUGAGGUGUUUGGGCUCCACGCCAAUGCUGACAUCACCUACCAGACCAACCUGUCCAAUGAGACGCUCAGCACCAUUAUCAACAUCCAGCCGAAGGACAGCGGGGGGGGGUCUGGGGAGACCAGGGAGUCCAGCGUGCAGAGGCUCGCCAGCGAGAUGCUGGACAAGCUGCCGCCGGACUACGUGGCGCACGAGGUCAAAGGUCAACUGCAGAAGAUGGGUCCAUUUCAGCCAAUGAACAUCUUCCUGCGACAGGAAGUGGACCGCAUGCAGCGGAUCAUCAGCAGCGUACGGAGCACGCUCACCGACCUGCAGCUGGCCAUCGAUGGCACCAUCAUCAUGUCGGAGGACCUGCGCGACGCUCUCGACUGCAUGUUCGACGCCCGCAUCCCUCGCCUGUGGCUGCGGAUCAGCUGGCCGUCGGCCACGCUGGGCUUCUGGUUCAGCGAGCUGCUGGAGAGGAACCAGCAGAUCAGCGGCUGGAUCAGUGUCGGACGUCCCAACCUGUUCUGGCUCACCGGCUUCUUCAACCCGCAGGGUUUCUUGACCGCCAUGCGUCAGGAGACGACCCGUGCCAACAUCUCCAGGGGCUGGGCCUUGGAUACGGUCAUCCUUAGCAACACCGUUACCAAGAUGAUGAGGGAGGACGUGUCGGCCCCGCCCCCGGGGGAUGUGGGCGGGGUCUACAUCUACGGCCUCUUCCUGGACGGGGCGGGGUGGGACCGACGUGGAGUCAAACUCUCUGAGGCCCCGUCCAAGGUCCUCUUCACUCCGCUCCCCGUGGUCCACGUCUUCGCCAUCAGCGCAGCCAACGCGGCCGAGGGUAAGCGUCAGCCCGGCGGCGGGGCGGUCAGCCUGUACUCGUGUCCCGUCUACAAGAAACCGCGUCGGACCGACCAGUACUUCAUCUUCUCUCUGCUGCUCAGGAGCUCGCAGGCGGCGGAGCACUGGACGCUGCGAGGCACCGCGCUGCUCUGCGACUGCAAGUGAUCGUCCGUUUCCUCUGGUGGUUAGUAACCAUGACAAUCUGAUGGGCUGUCGACUUGGUGAAGGAGUUUUUUUUGCUGAUAAUAAAGAAUCAAACUUCAGUUUUUUCAUCAAAACUAA
This is a messenger RNA of Scophthalmus maximus (turbot), 14311 nucleotides long. It is a transcript of the gene dnah5l, whose product is annotated as dynein, axonemal, heavy chain 5 like. The record is from RefSeq and is a predicted model, not a curated record. The transcript is spliced from 98 exons. Gene Ontology annotation, biological process: microtubule-based movement. Gene Ontology annotation, cellular component: dynein complex. Gene Ontology annotation, molecular function: ATP binding; dynein intermediate chain binding; dynein light intermediate chain binding. Lineage: Eukaryota; Metazoa; Chordata; Actinopteri; Pleuronectiformes; Scophthalmidae. The coding region runs from base 194 to 14194 and encodes 4666 amino acids.